Messenger RNA from Scutellospora calospora, 552 nucleotides. Lineage: Eukaryota; Fungi; Glomeromycota; Glomeromycetes; Diversisporales; Gigasporaceae. The record is from the annotation of a GenBank genome assembly.
AUAACUUAUGCUAUUAAGCAAUAUGUUCAUGUUGGAUAUGAAAUAACAAAAGGAUCUGAUAUAGUAGCUACUACCUAUAAUUUAGCAGCUCCAGCUUAUUUUUCUCCUAUUGCAAUUGCUAGUUUGUGUAAUAAAGAACUUCAUCAUUCAGAACCAAAAGUCUUAACGUACACUGAACUAUGUUCAAAAUGGAUAAUAGCUUUACCAAAACCCCAAAAAAUAGAAGAUACUAUGAUAAUAGAUACAACUAGAGAUAAUAAUAUGAAAGAAGUACAAGAUACUUGCAUAGUCAUAGAACACACAUCCAAUAUUGACUUUCCUUGGAAUAAAGAAUGGGCAUUAUAUAAAAAUUUGGUCUAUGGUAAUCGAGAUAGGAGUAAACAGAUGUCAGAUACAGUUAAAAAAAUGCUUGAACAAAUGUUCUUGCAAAGAAAUAUUCAUGCUAAAGAUCGGAUAAAUGCUGCUAAUAUGUAUAGUAGGCUAAAAGAAUUUGCAGAUAAUAGAGAGUUAGAGCAAGAUGAAAUCUCAAAAGUCUCCACAAUUCAAGAAUAG